Pogonomyrmex barbatus (red harvester ant) is the source of this 1469-nucleotide messenger RNA. RefSeq names its product nuclear transcription factor Y subunit B-3-like. The record is from RefSeq and is a predicted model, not a curated record. Lineage: Eukaryota; Metazoa; Arthropoda; Insecta; Hymenoptera; Formicidae.
CAGAUCGAGUGAGUCAGUGAUGGCGUGCAACAGUCCAGGCCGAGCCCAGCUGUUCCUCGAUCCCCUAACCUACGCCAGUUUAUUUCAUCCACUCUGACACUCUCCGCUCGUGCAGCGGCCGCUCCGUACGUUAUUCCAGAAGCCGCCGCGACGCAGCCUCGUUAAGCGGAGGGAAGAAACUUGUGCUGACACAUCAAAGGGGUGGAAGGAGGCGGGAGGAGGGCGCACAAGCGGAUCAAGGAUACUCGUGGGUCGCGGUGGUAAUAGCGGUGGCGGCGGCUGAAAUGCCAGAGGGACAUUUUGAAAAUCUUUGGUUCGGCGCAUGCGUUCCGGUGCACUCGAUGUCCGAUGGUGCACGAUGGAGCCGUCGUCGUCUCUAAGCCGCUGCUGCUAGAAGAAACGGUCCGCACGGUGCGUGUCGUGCCGAAUCCGGGAGGAAUAACGUUCUCUCUCUUGUGAUCUCACCGUUUCGCGUCGUGGAUCAACGAAACGGUGUUGAUUAGAUUGAUCAGUGAUUGAUCAAGUGUGUCGGUCCCCUUAGGAGGACGAACAGUCGUCUGCUCUCUCGUCUCGAUAGGAUCGAUAACGGGAGAGAUCUUGCGAGAGAGGAAGAGAGAUAGGGAGAGAAAGGAGCGCCACCCGUUAGAGAGUGUCCGAUCAAUUUUUCAAUGCGCGUUUCAUGCGAACGUCGAGAUUGGAGGAGGCGGACGAUUCCUAAACGAGUGAAUGUUCCAUGAGACUAAAUUCGAGACGCGGCGAGAAAUGCCGGGCGAAAAUCGCGACCAGCUGUCGAGAGCCGGAGGAAGAGAAGGAGGAGGAGGCAGAGGAGACAGUGGAAGUGCUCCAGGAGGAGGACGCAGAGAGUCCUCGAGAGGCGGCGGCGGCGGCGGCGGCGGCGGCGGCGGCGGCGGCGGCGAGCCGGAUUCUCGUAAUCGUGGACUGACUGCUACGAUGAUCCCGCUUCCACGUACUGGCCAAUUUGCGUCGGCCUCGCAAAACCAGAAGAUCGCCAAGACGGAAAAAAAUCGGCUGAGAUUGAUCAUGGAGAGCCGCGGAACCACCGCCGCCGCCAUCGCCGUCGACGUCUUCGACAAAGAGCGAAGGAUCGAUUUGGAUGAGGCGCCGGAAGAUCAUUGGCGAGUGUCGACCGCCAAUUGCUCGACUCUCGCGCGAUUUGCCGAGGAAUCCGAUGAGUUGCGUAGGAACGAAAAGGUGAUUAUUCUAAGCAAAGCUCGAUGACGAUGUGGAACCGUUAACUAGGUCAUCGCCAUUGAAAUGUCAGCCUCAAACAAUAGCUGCAUCGAUGUAUGACAUAUAUACAUAUUUUACGUAAAGUAUCAAUAUAUCGUCCUAAAUAUUUUCACCGUCACUCGACAUUUAUGUAGAGAUUGACGAGACGUACAUUUAUAAUAAUUAAUAUAUGUAUAUGCAGUAGAAUUUAUCGACGUAAGCGGAUCGAUACUCAUAGU